This is a messenger RNA of [Torrubiella] hemipterigena, 3124 nucleotides long. The record is from the annotation of a GenBank genome assembly. NCBI's taxonomy places the organism in Eukaryota, Fungi, Ascomycota, Sordariomycetes, Hypocreales, Clavicipitaceae.
AAUUUUCCACUGCCACUGACAAGCUUAGGAUAUCGGCCAUUGAGGUGCUGAAAGCUGCUAAAUCUUGCUGCUGCUGGCACCAACUGUCGCAGCCAUGUCUAAAUCAUGGAAAGCGACGCUGAAGCUGCCAAAAUCUAGCUUCCCUGCCCGGCCGAACCCGAAGUUGCAAAAGCAGUAUUUGAAUGAAUGCACGGAAAACCUAUACAACUGGCAAACGAAACACCGAGCGAACGAAGAACCCUUCAUCUUGCACGAUGGCCCUCCCUACGCCAAUGGACCGCUCCAUACCGGCCAUGCCAUCAACAAGAUUCUUAAAGACAUGGUGCUACGAGUUCAGGUACAAAAUGGACGCAGAGUCAUGUACAGACCUGGAUGGGACUGCCACGGUCUGCCUAUCGAGAUGAAGGCUCUGGGAAGCGCAGGUACAAAAGGGCUUGGACCGGUCGAGAUUCGCAAACAUGCCCGGCGGCUUGCCACCAAGACCGUUGCCGAUCAGAUGAAGGAAUUCCGAUCCUUCGCUAUAAUGUCAGAAUGGGGCAAUAAAUGGACGACAAUGGAUCGAGAGUUCGAAACGAGGCAGUUGCGCGUCUUCCAGAAGAUGGUCCGUCGUGGUCUCAUCUAUCGCAAACAUAAACCCGUGUACUGGUCGCCUUCUUCACGUACCGCUCUUGCAGAGGCUGAGCUCGAGUAUCGAGACGAUCAUGUAUCGACAACAGCCUAUGUUCGAUUUCCUAUCACGAGCGAUAUAACGGGUAUCGACGGCCUCAAGUCAGUUCAGGGCAAGCUGUACGCUGCCAUUUGGACAACCACUCCCUGGACGCUGCCAGCCAAUCGAGCCAUUGCCGUACACGAUGAUAUAAUGUACAGCGUGCUACAAGUGGACGGGUAUAACGUUUUAGUUGCUUCUAGCCGUGUGGAGGAAUUGCUUAAAUAUCUCCCUUCCAGCAAAGUUGUUGCUGAGAAUAUCCCAGGUCAACAACUUGUCGGCCUCAAGUACCAGAAUAAGCUCCGAGGACAGAAUGCACCAGUACAGGAAAUCAUCCAUGCUGAUUUCGUCACCGCGGAUUCGGGUACUGGCUUGGUCCAUCUUGCCCCAGGUCAUGGCCAGGACGAUUACGAAGUGUGUGCGAAGAUGGGCAUUGACGCAUUUGCACCCAUCACGGAUAAUGGACAUUUCACCAAUGAGGCGCUACCAGAUGACUCUGAAAAGUUGGUAAAUGCACCUUCAAUUCUUGACGGUGGCAGCCAAGCAGUUCUGGAUAUCGUCGGAGAGGACGUCAUCGGGGUAUUCAAACUGACACACAAGUAUCCUUAUGAUUGGAGAACUAAACAGCCAGUUGUCAUACGUGCUACGGCCCAAUGGUUUGCAGAUGUUGCCAGCAUCAAGGACGAUGCGCUUAACUCGCUGAAAGCAGUCAAGUUCAUCCCGGAGUCAGGUCGAGUUCGCUUAGAGAGCUUCGUCAAGGGCCGCUCAGAAUGGUGCAUUUCGCGUCAACGGUCGUGGGGUGUGCCAAUUCCUGUGCUCUUCGACUCUAAAGGCGAAGCUAUAAUGACAGACGAGUCGAUUGAUCACAUCAUAUCAGUCAUGCAGGAGAGAACCUCUGAUGCUUGGUUCUCAGACCCUCCAAACGACCCGGCCUGGGUAGCGCCCUCGCUACAGGGAGAGUUCCGCCGAGGUACAGAUACCAUGGAUGUCUGGUUUGACAGUGGCAGCAGUUGGACCGAGAUCCAGAAACCGGUUGAUGUGUACUUAGAGGGCUCCGAUCAGCACCGUGGAUGGUUCCAGUCCAGUUUAUUGUCAUACAUUGCUGCACAAAGAGCCGAUGGCAAACUAGGGGGCGAGAUAUUUGCUCCCUUUCGAACUCUCAUGACCCACGGAUUCACCUUGGAUACAGACGGCAAAAAAAUGUCUAAAUCACUGGGAAACACUAUUUCGCCUCAGGAAGUCAUUGAUGGAAAGCUGCUACCAAAUCUGAAGCGCAAGGGCAAGGAUACUGGACAACCGGAUGCCCUUGGACCAGAUGCUCUAAGAUUAUGGGCUGGUAGCUGUGAUGCCACAUCGGAUAUUCUGAUUGGAUCUACUGUGCUCCAGCCCAUCCAUAACGGCCUCAUUCGCUAUCGUACAAUCCUUAAAAUGCUGUUGGGCUCUUUGCACGAGUCCAGCCGAACUGCGCCUCUGACAAAUUUGGACCAACUUGCUCUUGUUCAGCUUUCCGACGUUAUGAAGUCAGUGUGGGAGGCUUACAACAACUACGAAUUUCACAAAGGCGUUGGGCAUAUUAACCGCUGGGUCUCGACAGAGCUGUCGGCAUUCUAUCUCGAGGCACUGAAAGACCGCCUCUACUGCGGCGACGGUGGCGGCGCUCUAGAGCCCAUCAUGAUAGGGAUGCUCCGAAUGUUGGCGCCAGUGACGCCAAUGCUUGUUGAGGAGGCAUGGGCGAACCGCCCUGAGUGGCUUCAAAAGGAUACAGGCUUGCUAAGCCCAGCUCGCCAUCAAUUCGAUUCGCCUUUAGUCGACCCCAGCCGGCUCACACUUGAUGCCUCUGAGAUAAGACGGGAUAUCCCUGUUUUGAAUGCGAUCCACACAGCUAUCAAGGCAGGCUUGGAACAGGCCAGAGAAGCCAAAUCUGUUGGUAGUUCACUACAAUGCUCAGUUGUCAUUGCUUCGUCUGAUAGUCGGAUCUUGGAGUGCGCCAAGAGAUACAUUGACGAGAUGGAAGCCAUGUUUGUUGUCUCGUCAGUGAAGCUCAAUGAUGCACUCCCCGAAACCCCAGAUUGGCAAUACCACAGUGAGCUGAACUUUGGUGGUGCCGUUGGUACAGUUCACGUACUGCCUCCUACACAACACAAAUGCUCACGAUGCUGGAGAUUCAUGGCAGAAGAGGAGGAUGGGCUCUGCAGCCGCUGUGAAGAUGUUACAUCGGCACUCCCAGCCGUGGAAGCAUGCGGAGACAAGGAACAGUAAAAAUGUAUUAAUUUGUGUAUUAUUACCGUGUAUAUUAAGUUAGAUGAUGGGGAGUGGGCGGUCGAUCAUUCAUCUCGUUGGACAAUCGCACCACAGCAAAGAACUCCUGUACAAUCUCCAAAUAAUUAAGAAUUCCCAAAUUUUCAACUUUAUUCUCCG